This is a messenger RNA of Anolis carolinensis (green anole), 2340 nucleotides long. RefSeq names its product choline dehydrogenase (gene chdh). Bases 224 to 2056 code for a protein of 610 amino acids. Gene Ontology annotation, molecular function: choline dehydrogenase activity; flavin adenine dinucleotide binding. The record is from RefSeq and is a predicted model, not a curated record. The transcript has 8 exons. Gene Ontology annotation, cellular component: mitochondrial inner membrane. Lineage: Eukaryota; Metazoa; Chordata; Lepidosauria; Squamata; Anolidae.
GCCGGGCCGAAGGGGGGAGGGAGGCAGGGAAGAGGAGGAAGAGGCCGUUGCCCCAGGGAAGCGCCUCCCCCCCUCCCUCUCUCUUGCUCUUUUCCCCCGUUUCAAAGGCCGCCGGGCAGCGCUCGGGCUGUUUUGACGUGACCACGGGAGGCAGCCCUCAAACGAGCCCUCGGGGGAAGGUGAAAUCCUUUUAUUGUUUACACCCGAAGACACAUAGGGAAACAUGUCUUACUUCAUUAAAAGAGUUCCAAAUUAUAGAUCUGCCAGUCAUCUUCACAAUGUCAGAAGAUUAUUAAUUAAAAAACAAGUGCUAAGUGGUUCUAAAGCCUUUGGUGGACAGAAAAUGAGAAUACAGGCGUUUUCUCAGGUCAGUUUUGAAAACACAGACUCUUUCAGUUAUGUGAUAGUUGGAGCCGGGUCUGCAGGGUGCGUCUUGGCCAACCGGUUGACCGAAGAUCCUCACAGCACUGUUAAACUGCUGGAAGCAGGGCCAAAAGAUACUAUUUUAAAUAGCAAACUAUUACUGUGGAAGAUUCAUAUGCCUGCUGCCUUGACCUACAAUCUGUGUGAUGAGAAUUAUAACUGGUAUUACCAUACCACACCACAAAAGCACUUGGAUAACCGCAUCAUGUACUGGCCCAGAGGAAGAGUGUGGGGCGGAUCUUCCUCUCUCAAUGCCAUGGUUUACAUCAGAGGCCAUGCGGAAGAUUAUAACAGGUGGAGUAAGGCAGGGGCUGUUGGUUGGGACUAUGAGUUCUGUUUGCCGUACUUUAAAAAAGCACAGACACAUGAAUUGGGUGCUGACCUUUAUCGAGGUGGGAAUGGCCCACUCCAUGUUUCGAGGGGCAAAACCCAAAACCCCCUUCAUCACGCAUUCUUGGAUGCGGCCCAACAAGCUGGGUACCCUUUCACAGAGGAUAUGAAUGGUUUUCAGCAAGAAGGUUUUGGCUGGAUGGACUUGACAAUACACAAAGGUCAGAGAUGGAACACGGCUAGUGCCUACCUUCGCCCUGCGUUAUCACGUCCAAACUUGUCUGCAGAAGACAGUACAUUUGUAACAAAAAUUUUGUUUGAAGGCACCAAAGCCAUUGGCAUUGAAUAUAUUAAAAAUGGAGAAAAGAAAAAGGUUUUUGCUAGCAAGGAGGUCAUUUUAAGUGGGGGUGCCAUAAAUUCUCCACAGCUACUUAUGCUCUCUGGAAUUGGAAAUGCAGAUGAUCUCAAAAAAUUAGGAAUCCCUGUUGUAUGUCACCUUCCAGGAGUGGGACAGAACCUUCAAGAUCAUUUAGAAAUAUAUGUGCAACAGAAGUGCACUCAGCCGAUAACACUGUAUAGGGCCCAAAAGCCUCUUCAAAUGAUCAAGAUUGGCAUUGAAUGGUUCUUGAAAAGUACAGGUAAGGGAGCCACUUCUCACUUGGAAACUGGUGGAUUUAUUAGAAGUCGGCCAGGAGUUUCUCACCCAGAUAUUCAGUUCCACUUCCUCCCUUCUCAGGUCAUUGACCAUGGACGUGUUGAUUCCCAGAUGGAGGCUUACCAGGUCCAUAUUGGUCCCAUGCGAAGUACCAGUGUGGGAUGGCUAAAGCUGAAAAGUGCUGACCCCAGAGAGCAUCCUAUCCUUGAACCAAACUAUUUGUCUACAGAAAUUGAUAUCUGGGAAUUUCGGCAGUGUGUGAGGUUGGCUAGAGAGAUCUUUGCUCAGAAAGCCUUUGAUAAAUUCCGUGGGCCUGAAAUUCAGCCAGGAGACCAUGUUCAGUCUGAUGAAGAAAUGGAUGCUUUCAUACGAAAAAAGGCAGACAGUGCCUAUCAUCCUUCCUGCACUUGUAAAAUGGGACAGAGUUCUGAUACGACUGCUGUAGUGGAUCCCCAGACCAAAGUUAUAGGAACAGAAAACCUCAGAGUGGUUGAUGCUUCAAUAAUGCCUAGUAUUGUCAGUGGCAAUUUAAAUGCCCCAACUAUAAUGUUAUCAGAGAAAGCUGCUGAUAUAAUCAAGGGUGUGCCCUCCCUGCAAGAGAAGAAUGUGCCUGUCUAUAAACCCCAAACUCUGGAAACCCAGCGCUAACUACCACCUGUUUUGUGUCCAGGAUGCAGACGUUUCUCACAGUAUACAAAUCGUGUCCUUAUCUUUGCUUUGAGAAUAAAUAUAAAAAGCUCUUCCUAAUUUCAUAGCCACUAAUAAGUUUUAUUUGGCAUACACUUUUGUGGCCUGCAGUCCACCUCUUCAGAGACCUUAUUAGUGUUUGUUCUUCUGUAGAGUCCUGUAGCUUUGUUAUCUUUUUGUCUUUUUUAUGUUACCUGCUUUUAUAAUAAUAAAUCCAAAGCCACUUCCAGUUGCAGUCGACUAAA